Molecule: messenger RNA, 2097 nt
Organism: Cydia pomonella (codling moth)
Lineage: Eukaryota; Metazoa; Arthropoda; Insecta; Lepidoptera; Tortricidae
Exons: 7
Coding region: 117-734 (205 amino acids)
Source: RefSeq, a predicted model, not a curated record
AACACAGCCAUUAUGCGUUCUGUGUGCAGUUGUGUAGUCGUGUUUAUUAAACUAUAAUAGUGUUUAUUUUUGAAGAAAUUUAUAUUUGUCCCGUAUAAAGCGAACAACGGAAUAAAAUGGUGCACAAAGGCGACGACAUUGUCUCCUGCUUCUCGUGCCUCGUAGAUGCCAUGCGUUGCAUGGUAUUAAGUUCCAAGAUGUGUAACAAAGGCAAAUGCCUCCACUGCAUCCCCGUCGAAAACGGCUGCCUCGUUCUAGCCAUCAUAAGUGCGAUUGGCACUGGGCUGGUGCUGCUGGCGACCAUCAUUCUGGGCAUCCUGUCUGCCACAGGCCUCAUCAUGGCGUCGCAUCAACCUAACCCUGACCCAGAUUCCCGUGAAUUUACUCAGGCGUUCAUAGGCCUAGCUGGGAUCGCAAUUGGUGUGGUACUCAUUAUUGUGGGAGUGGCUUCACUCAUCGCUUUCAUCUUCUCGGUGUUACUUUGCAAUGGAAUCUGUAAGCGCCGCCCAGGACAAGUGAAGGCCUACUUCAUAUACGGUGUCCUGAUCACAAUACUCACAAUCAUCGCCUCGAUUGCUCAAAUGGUCAACGGAGACAACCCUGCUCCUGGCAUCGGCGGAUUAGUUGGUUGUGUGAUCUACGCUGCAUUCCUGACGCUGGUGCACGAAACGUACACCAAACUGUGCGCGGGCGCAGUAUUCAAGAACCACAUCCGUCUGGUAGAAGACUAUUAACACCACUCUUUCGGGUCAUACACGGACAGAACAAUUGUCACUUCUGAACCCAAAAGUUUCUUUGAACGCCAUCGUGUGCGGCGCGCCAUCUUGAACCUUGUCGUAAUGCUCGAAGAUUGAUAUUGGGCUGUAGCUAAAGCUGUGCCGUUCUCGAGAACGUUCCCCGAUUUAUAUGUCCCUUAUGCUCAUGUGCGAAAAUUUUUAAACUGCUUUUAUGUUUGUUAGUUAUAAGUGUAUGUGAGAUGUUAAAUUUGUCCUUUAUGGCGAAACAAACAUAGAUAUGUCUAUCCCGUAUAUUAAAAUGCGCCCGCCUAAAAUAUUAUGAACACCAGAUGGCGUAACUGAAUAUGCAUUGUUGACGACUAUGGAAUCUAGAUGGCGUUAAAUGUCACAUCGAAGUCAAAACACUUGUAACAUAAUAUCAUAUAUUAAUUAUAAACAUCAGCCAUAUUGAUUUUUGAGCCAUUUUUUACGCAAUUUUACGAUUUCUCCCAUAAUUAAUGUUGUCCAGUAAUAUCUACACAAUAACUUAGCAGAGUAAAUUUAAGUGUUACUAAACAAAUUGUGGUUAGAACAAGGCUCGAAAACCGUUUUAUUUUUCAAAUUGUUUUCGUUCAUUCACGCGGGAAAGUUUAAACCCGGAUAAGGAUUUUUUUUCCGUUUGCAGUUACCAGUUACAAAGAAUCAGGUACCUACAAAGAAGAUAUUCAACUAAACCUUAAGGACGUCUAACAUAUGUUUUGUAAGUACUAACUUUACUAGUAAGGCUAGACUUAGAUACAUACCUAUUUUAACUAUACUUUUUUUUAACGUUAUAUCUAUAUUAUGUACCUGUAGGUAAUGGUAUCUUGUAAUUGUUUUUUUUUUUAUUAAUAUUAUAAUUAUUUAAACCACAGACCGAUAAUAUUCCUAAUUACUUUGUCGUUUUGUGGUUUACGACCAAAAAUGUAACUUUUAUACGGACCUAUUUAAAAAAAUCUUAUUCUAAAUAUUGUAGACUCUAGUUUUUUUAUAUCCCGAAUAGUGAUCUGUCAUUUUAGUACCUCGUGCAAAGAAUUUAUUUUCCAUACCAUUUCGUACCUUGUUUUAGUGACAAUAAAAAUGAAAGUCGCUUGGGACCUCAUACUAUUGCACUGUGACAAAGUAAAUGGUACUGAAAUUAAACUUGCUUGACUGUACAAAAACGAGUUGAUAGGGUAGUCAUUUUCUUCAUAGUGUGAAGGUUGCAUUGACCAAUCCGACUGCUGUUUGUGUCUGGGAUAUCAGAAAACAUCAGUCAUACAGAGAUAGAAAUAUUUUCAUAAUAUGGUCUUUUGUUAUAUAAUAUAAGAUAAUAAGCAAAUAAAAUAAAUUCCAAACCGGA